GGGAUACCUCUGUGUUAGUCGGGGUGUACGGACCCACAGAAGUGAAGGUCAGCAAGGAAAUCUACGAUAAAGCGACUCUGGAGGUGCUGCUAAGGCCGAAAGUGGGCCUGCCAGGCGUCUAUGAAAAAAGCAGAGAGCAGAUGAUCAAGAAGACCUGUGAGGCGGUGGUUUUGGGCAACCUGCAUCCCCGUUCUUCUGUUAUGGUGGUUCUUCAGGUGAUUGCAGAUGCUGGAUCUCUGCUCUCCAGCUGUUUGAACGCCGCCUGCGUGGGACUGGUGGAUGCCGGGCUGCCAAUGAGCUCCUUGUUCUGCGGAGUGACCUGCGCCUUGGACGCCGGUGGCAAUAUCCUCCUGGACCCCACGGCGAAGCAAGAAAAGGGAGUAGCAAAGGCCCCACCGGGCACUGGGGAGGAGCAGGCAGGAGACAACAUGAGCAAAGAUUGG
Messenger RNA from Protobothrops mucrosquamatus (brown spotted pit viper), 443 nucleotides. RefSeq names its product exosome complex component RRP46-like. Gene Ontology annotation, cellular component: nuclear exosome (RNase complex); cytoplasmic exosome (RNase complex); nucleolus. The record is from RefSeq and is a predicted model, not a curated record. Gene Ontology annotation, biological process: nuclear mRNA surveillance; rRNA catabolic process; poly(A)-dependent snoRNA 3'-end processing. The transcript has 4 exons. NCBI's taxonomy places the organism in Eukaryota, Metazoa, Chordata, Lepidosauria, Squamata, Viperidae. The annotation marks the transcript as partial.